GGGGCGACCGAACACCCAGCGGACACAGCCGUGACCGGUGAAGAAGACCGGCCUCGUUCAGAAAGCUGAUUAGCUUAGUCAGCAGAGGCGUUGUGGGUCAAUUUGUGCGGAGAUUGAAAAGACAGAAUAAUAAACAUGAAAAACGAAGGGAUAGAGGGGACAGAGCGGUUUCUGAGCCCAGACAAAGGCAGAGGCCUGCGGGCGCUGAGGGACUUCGCUGUUGGGGAGCUAGUGUUCGCCUGCCCUGCCUACUCCUACGUGCUGACCGUGAAUGAGAGGGGGGCUCACUGUGAGCACUGCUUCACCAGGAGAGAAGACCUUUUCAAGUGUGGUAAAUGUAAGCAGGCCUAUUACUGCAAUGUUGACUGUCAGCGAGGGGAUUGGCCCAUGCACAAGCUGGAGUGUGUGGCUAUGUGCACCCACGGGGAGAACUGGUGUCCAUCAGAGACGGUCAGGCUGGUGUCCAGAAUCAUAAUGAAACAGAGAGUAACAACAGAGCGGACCCCAUCAGAAAGGCUGCUGCUGCUCAAGGAGUUUGAAUCCCAUUUAGACAAGAUGGACAGUGAAAAGGACGAGAUGAACCAAGCAGACAUCGCAGCUCUGCAUUAUUUCUACUCCAAACACAUCAGUGACCUUCCUGAUGACCAGGAACUCACUGAGCUAUUUGCACAGGUAAACUGUAAUGGCUUCACAAUAGAGGAUGAAGAACUCUCACAUCUGGGCUCGGCUGUUUUUCCUGAUGUAGCACUGAUGAACCACAGCUGUAGUCCCAACGUCAUAGUGACUUAUAAAGGCACAGUGGCUGAAGUGAGAGCUGUACAGGAAAUAAAUCCAGGAGAGGAGAUCUUUAACAGUUACAUAGACCUGCUCUAUCCUACUGAGGACAGAAAGGAACGGUUAUUGGAUUCUUAUUUCUUUGGAUGCCAAUGCACUGAGUGCACCACCAAAUCGAAGGACAAGGCAAAGAUGGAGAUCAGGAAGCUCAGUUCUCCACCCGAGCCAGAAGAAAUCAAAUCCAUGGUCCAUUAUGCCAAAAAUGUCAUUGAAGAAUUUCGAAAAGCCAAGCACUACAAAACUCCCAGUGAGCUGCUGGAGAUGUGUGAGCUUAGUUUGGAGAAAAUGGGAGCCAUUUUUGCAGACACCAACGUCUACAUGCUGCAUAUGAUGUAUCAAGCUAUGGGCGUCUGCCUCUAUAUGCAAGACUGGGACGGGGCUAUGAGCUACGGGGAGAAAAUUGUUUACCCUUACAGUGUUCAUUAUCCUCCCUACUCUCUGAAUGUGGCCUCCAUGUAUCUUAAACUGGGACGGCUGUAUUUGGGGCUUGAGAAGAAGACACAAGGAGUUAAAGCACUAAAAAAGGCUCUGGCUAUUAUGGAGAUCGCUCAUGGAAAAGACCACCAUUAUGUAGCAGAGGUCAAGAGAGAAAUUGAGGAGCAGAAAUAAAUAAAUGGAGACAAAAGAAAAAUCACAAAUGCAUGGCAUGUGUCUUGUUCCUGCUUUUUAAACAUUUUUCUCUUCUUUAUAUGCAUUCUGACUGGACGACUACAUUUUAUUUCAGCUUGACUUACUGAGGACAGGCUUUAGGAAAAGCAAAUUGCAUUAUUUGAAAGCAGAUGGAUUUGAAUGACGAACAGCAAUUUGAAGUAUGUAUUUUAUAAAUGUGGUUUGUUGUGCUGAAGAUGCAUCACUAUAAAGAUCAGAAAGAAUCUUGUCAGUGGGGAAAAAGGAAUCUCAGCUGCUGCCUUUUAAAUGUCACAAGAAACUACAAAAUGUUCGUUAUUGCUCUGAAAAGAACAAGGAAAACCUCCAAUGAGUUUUAUUUUGUGGAAACAAACUAUAGGUCACCUUUAAUCUAUUUUCAGCCCUUUGACCUGGAUAGUGUUUUUGGGUCCAUAAAAGCUGGGUUUGUUCUGUGCUCAAAGUAUUUGAAAUUAACGUAUUCAGCAACAAAGAAGACGUUCUUGAUUGUUGAUGUUUACUCUGUGAAAAAAAGACUGUGCAUCACGACUAUUGUAGCAACAAAAAGACAAUGCAAGCUAAUAUGUCCAAAUAGUUUAUUUACUGGCAUGUUAUUUGUAUGUUGCUUGUUUUUAAAGAACCACGAAGUGCUGCAUGCCCCCCCCCCCCCCCCCCCCCUUCUGCAUACAGCUUGUAGUUCAAGUGUGCUGCAGGUUUAUGCAAGGAAGUGUACAUUUCUUAGUGGGACUUUAUACAAUGGUGCUGAUCUGAUUCCAUUGAUGUUCAUGAAGUGAAACGGAAAAGACUGAAAACUGGUUCUGACCAAUAAUCUUGAAUCAAAGCAUAUUUUAUAUCUGAAUAAAAGAUGGAAUUCUGUGCUUUUUUUCCUUCAUGUUGUCAUAUGCAGUGUUGUAUCUGUUUAUUGUUCUCUCUGUAAACUCCAGACGCCUUCGGCAUACCAGCUACAAGUUGCAUAUUGUAUUUCAAUGAUCAUACUGGGGUAUGGGAUACAUUUUGUCUGUUCAAAGUCUUUAUGUACCGGUAGCAUCUUUUUACCUGCUUGCAGCUCUUCCCUCUUGUUUACUCUUUGUUAAAUGCAUCCCAAUAAUGGGGAAAGACAGAACUCUGUGCAUCCGGUUCUCAUAUUUGUAGCACUUAUGUGACUUUUUUCAUCACGUGGAAUAAUGCAUUCAGAAUGUAUCAGUUUUUCAAGAAAAUCUAGUUCACAAGCAAGUACCAUGUUGCCUGCAGUUCAACACUUUCAAUAUUUUGCAGUUCUGCAUGUGGAGAUUUUUCUUGUAAAUUAAGUGUGCACGAGUCUAAUGUCCGAUCAUACACUCCUGGUUUCAGAACAGUUGAUUUUUACCACCAGAUUUUUUUCUUUUUUUGUGUGUGUAUCAUUGAUAAUGUAAAAUGUUUGUGGUCAUAGAAAGUUCUAUAACUCAUUCUGCAUGCAGGUCGUUUAUAACUGGAAAGUAAUCGGUGCUACAGUUUAAUUAGAAACCAUGAAUAUCGAUUAAGAAUGCUAAACUAAGAUCAAAACAUUUUUCUGGCUCUGUUUUAUCGUUUCAUUAACUAAUUGCUAAUUGUUCAUUUGAUCACGAAACGUGUUUGUUUUAGUUUCUUUUUUUUAUUUUGAGAAAAAAAAGGAUUAAAUUUGUCCCAACUA
Molecule: messenger RNA, 3127 nt
Organism: Oryzias latipes (Japanese medaka)
Lineage: Eukaryota; Metazoa; Chordata; Actinopteri; Beloniformes; Adrianichthyidae
Gene: smyd2a
Product: SET and MYND domain containing 2a
Cellular component (GO): nucleus
Molecular function (GO): protein binding
Source: RefSeq, a predicted model, not a curated record